AUGGUGGUUGGAAAAUAUGCUUAUGAACCUGAGAUUGGAACCUUCAAGGAUAGUUACAUGCAGAAGGUGCGCAAUUCCAUACAAGAAUUCUCAUGGGUAUGGUUACCACAGACAUGUAGGAAAAUAAGAAAUCACUAUCAAUCAUUUGAGAAUAACGGUUUUCAGAUAUCUGUGAAUGAUUUUGUGUUUAUUUUAGCAGAAGAGAAAAAACGUAUUGAUGCCUAUUUGGAAGAAUUAUACGAGGAUUCCAGAGGCAACAAGAUGGUUGUAAUCCGCUGGUUUCACAUAAUUGAUGAGGUUCUGCUUCUGAUGAAUGGUGUGCCAAGAUAUUAG
This is a messenger RNA of Vicia faba (fava bean), 333 nucleotides long. The record is from the annotation of a GenBank genome assembly. Lineage: Eukaryota; Viridiplantae; Streptophyta; Magnoliopsida; Fabales; Fabaceae.